Molecule: messenger RNA, 2128 nt
Organism: Brienomyrus brachyistius
Lineage: Eukaryota; Metazoa; Chordata; Actinopteri; Osteoglossiformes; Mormyridae
Gene: tpm4a
Product: tropomyosin 4a
Exons: 8
Coding region: 368-1114 (248 amino acids)
Biological process (GO): muscle contraction; actin filament organization
Cellular component (GO): actin filament
Molecular function (GO): actin filament binding
Source: RefSeq, a predicted model, not a curated record
UUAAUCUUCCAUUUCCCUCUUGGAGCACAUAGCCUUUUUAACGCCUUGAUACUCUAUUCCAAAGACCAAGUGACUCCGUGAAUGUAGCUAUUGAUUUUUUUUUUAUCGCAACUAUAUUUAAGCAUAAUCAGCAAUUAGCCUAGAUAACUUUUCGUUUGGGUAUUGAAAGACGUUUUUUGUAGCUGAAGACCGGUUUUAAAGAACAGGCCAAGAAAACUAUUUGCACCCCCCAAAGAAAUUAUUAUAAUUUUUCAAAUUGUGUAUACUAUUUAAUUUUUUUCACUUUUAUACUUUUGAAGUAUAUAUUUUUUAUUCUUGAUAUAAAGUUUAGCUUAUAUUUAGAUUAUUUCCAUUUUAUUGUAUAACAAUGGCAGGUUUAAAUUCUUUGGAUGCUGUAAAAAGAAAAAUCCAAACUUUGCAACAACAAGCCGACGAUGCAGAAGACCGUGCCCAGGUUUUACAAAGAGAUUUGGACAGUGAACGGGAACUUCGCGAGAAAGCUGAAGGCGAGGUGGCGGCUCUGAACCGCAGGAUCCAGCUGGUGGAGGAGGAGCUGGACCGCGCCCAGGAGAGGCUGACCACCGCGCUGCAGAAGCUGGAAGAGGCAGAGAAAGCCGCCGACGAGAGCGAGAGAGGUAUGAAGGUGAUCGAGAAUCGGGCAAUGAAGGAUGAGGAGAAGAUGGAGAUUCAGGAAAUGCAGCUGAAGGAGGCCAAGCACAUCGCAGAGGAAGCCGACCGCAAAUACGAGGAGGUGGCUCGUAAACUGGUGAUCCUGGAAGGAGAGCUGGAGAGGACUGAAGAGAGAGCGGAAGUCUCAGAACUAAAGUGCAUGGAUCUGGAAGAAGAACUGAAAAAUGUCACCAACAACCUCAAGUCUCUAGAAGCUCAGUCUGAGAAGUACUCAGAAAAGGAAGACAAAUAUGAGGAAGAGAUCAAGGUUCUCAGUGACAAGCUGAAAGAGGCUGAGACCCGUGCUGAGUUUGCCGAGAGGACGGUGGCCAAACUGGAAAAAUCCAUUGACGACUUGGAAGAGAAAUUGUCUAGUGCCAAAGAAGAGAACUUGGGAAUGCAUCAAGUUCUGGACCAGACUCUGCAGGAACUGAACAGCUUAUAAUACAAUAAAAGAGAAAAAAAAAUGAAGACGGAGAUGGAGGAAAAAUUCCUAAAACAUUCCAUGGAUACUCAAUGCCAUUCCACCUUCGCAGCAGCAGUACUCUGCAGUGGGAAUACGCUUCAUAAUUAUUUCACUAAUCUGUCAGCACCUCUAAGUCGUUCUUUGUUUUAUUAAAUCUUUGUAGGUGAUAUGCCCUCCCGCUUUAUCCGUAAUGAUCAUGUUUACAGCCACGGUUCCUCUGAAGGUCCUUGUGUCGAGAGACCCGCGCAUAUCCCACCCAGCGUAACUCUCAGUGCUUACAGGAGGGGUGAGGCACGGCUCGUGGAAGUCAGGACAAACCCGUUUAUAACGAAAUCCCCGGCUGUAUGACAGCAGUCUCAGUAGGGGGUUUAGAAAUUAGGCUAAUUUAGGGGGAAAUUAUGGAGCAUUAUUGGUAGUUUACUAAGGAAAAUAUUGAAGUUACAAAUGAAAUAUUCCCUUCUGCCUGAACGGGGCUAAACGGUCUGAUAUUUCCCUACACGUUUAUUUCAUGGCAGUGACACUUCUUUGCUGACUUUGCAUCCCAUCUGAUUUCCAAGAAAAGUCUGCAUCCCAACAUCUGUCUGCUAAAUGACAUUCCUGUUGGUCUAUAUGAGAUGGAAAGGAAACGACACCAAAGCAAAUAUACGCACUGGAAUCCUGAUCUUCAAACAUAUAAAUGCGAAUUGUAUAUAUUUGAUUUGAUGGUAGUUAUUGACUAUUGAUGGUCCCUUAUCCCUGAGGGGUCUAGCCACCACUCAUUGGAGGGGGGGGGGGGGCUAUCAAUACCAAAGAUGAGUCUCUGCUUCAUAUAACCAGGAAACUUUCACAAGAUGAAAAGAAAACCAUCUUGUCACUGUCUUCUUUUUCUUUAUAUAGAAGUGAGGAAGGCUUGACACUCUUGCUCUAUGGCACAAGUGUGUUGCAUUUUUCUCACUUAAUCUGUGUUUAUUUCAUUUUCUCAGCCUUUAGUCUAAUAAAUUUCUUUGAAACCUU